AGAGAGAGAGAGAGAGAGAGAGAGAGAGAGAGAGGUCAGUCGUGAUGAGCGGAGAUUGACUCCUGGUGACGCAAAGAGAGACCGAGCAGGGUGAAAGGAGGAGGCAGACAGAAUGGCUGCCCGGUGCCGCAGCUCCAAAUGCACCGUAGAAAGGAACGGAUUCAAGCGGGAACUCGAUACCUGGCGGCACAAACUGAUCAACUGCGUCGGGUUCGAGAGCAUUCUGGAGGGAAUCUAUGGCCCGUUGCUGCUCAGAGACCUUAAUAUUUUUGAUGACUGUGAACCCGAGGAGCUAGAGGACUGGGCAGUGAAGGCCAGUUGUUCCUUCUGCAGCCUGCUGAUCAAUGACCAUGUCCCAGUGGCCGCCUCCCCUCAGACGACACGCCCUCCCAAGCCCCUUCCCUCUCAGACAGCAGCCUAUCAGCUCACAGGUUCCUCCACGCUGUGUUCCAUAAGAAAGAGCUGGCGUCCAGUGGAGACCCUAACGUCCCUCUGGUGGCCCAGGAACUGAUGAAGAGGAUGGUGAGGCAGUUUGCCAUGGAGUACGCCUCCAAGACACGCCUUACCACCACCACAGGCUCCCAGCGUUCUGACCUCGACUCACCUCUAGACCUCACUGUGACACGGAACCAGGAGGAGGAACCCACACCAGCGGACAGUGUGCUCGACCUCUCCAAGCGGAACUCUGCCAGCUCGGCCUCCACGUCACCAACCAUUCACAAAGCCUCAGGCUCCCUGUUGCCCCCUGUUACGGAUGAACCCCAGAGGGAAGCAGAGGAUGCUGGGAUGCCCGAUGCCCCAAGUGGGAGGAGUUCUGCUCUGGAAGCGGUACGCUCCACGUUAUGCCCCGCCCAUCGCUCUCUGCUCCAGCGAAUCCUGAGGCUCGCCCACCAGCAGCACCGUCUAUCAUUGGCCUACAGGGACGCCCAUCGCCGCCUCGUCCCGCCCCCAGACCCUCUCUGCGGCCACCUGGUGGCCAAACAACAGGACGACACUGCCUCUCCUCCUUCCUUCACUGGCUGUUGGAGCCGUAGUGGAGCCACGCGUCCGACUGACUGGAAGACACCAGGUGGUCCAGGCUGUUGCUGCUGGCUGCCUCCUGUCUGUUUCUGCCUCCAGAGCCUCCGCUGCCUGUCCUGCCAGAGCCUGUCCCUGGGACACAUCACCACUGGGGUUCGCUCCUCCUCUUCUCUGUGCUCUUUCACGUCCUCCUCUUCUCGUUCAUCCUCCGCUCUGUGCCCUAAUCCCUCAGUCUGUCCCGUGGCCUCUGUCUGUUGCUCCAACCCCCAGCCCUGCACCUCCUGCUGCUCAGAACACACCUACCUGGCCCCGGUCAGACACACAGCCCCGGGAGGAGGAGGAGGAAGCGAGUGCCCUGUCCUCAAGAGAGAGCGAUCCCGCACCCCCUCUCCUCCCCCCCUCUCCCCCAUACCCUCAGACAUGGACGGUAAGGAGGAAGACAAGCCUCCCUCUCUUCUGCAGCAGGAGGGGGAAAAAGAGGAGGAGGCUGGGUGUGGUGGGGCGGUGGGUGAGGACAGGGAGCAGCAGGACCUGGUGGAGCGUUUCAGUGACAAACUAAAGACAAUCAGACCCCAGGAGAAGGAUCCUCCACUCAGCUCUGCCUUAGCCAAUCACAACCUAGAGAAGGAUCCCCACCUGACGACCUCGGCCAAUCAGCACAUUGCAGAGUCCCAGGCCGACGCCCACCUGAGUGAGAUCAUCACCACCGUUCUGAACACGGGUGGCGGCAGCGACUACAGCCUAAACGACAUGUUGCAUCACCAUGACAACAACGAGAGCCAGCCACCUCGGACGCGUUCCCGGCGGCGACAGGAGGCCCUGGCUGCCAUGGCGACUUUGCCCGACCAGUCGUCCACCCGGCGCCAGACUUUGCUAAUCAAACGGGAGCUGGCCAGGCUGAACCAAUCGCUGGGCAGGAGGCUGUCGCUAGGGAAGAACAAGAGCCGCAGUGCCACGCCCUUUUCUACCUGCUCCUCACCUGAACCAACCCCUGUUACAUCAGAGAUAGACAGAAUCACAGAGGAGGAGGGUGAGACUGGUAGAGUGAAGGAGGGUGAGACUGGUAGAGUGAAGGAGGGUGAGACUGGUAGAGUGGAGGAGGGCGAGACCGGUAGAGUGAAGGAGGGAGAAACCGGUAGAGUGAAGGAGGGCGAGACCGGUAGAGUGAAGGAGGGCGCGACGGAGAAGGUGACAGCGGAGAAGGUGACAGCAGAGAAGGCAGGUCCAGUGAGAGUCACGAAGGAUAGAGUCGGCAUGAAGGAGGAGAUGGAGAAACCCCCAGUCCUCUCCUCUACACAACAGAGUCCCCCGCAGGAGGACCAACACAAACCAGAGAGCUGGAACAUCACCUGUCAGGAUAGCAGUAGGAGUGACCUCCCUGAGAAGAGGAGAGAGGAGGAGUCACCAGGUAGUACCAGCAGUGGUCUUCCUGAGAGGAGUAGAGAGGAAGAGGAGGAGUCACCAGGUAGUACCAGCAGUGGUCUUCCUGAGAGGAGUAGAGAGGAAGAGGAGGAGUCACCAGGUAGUACCAGCAGUGGUCUUCCUGAGAGGAGUAGAGAGGAAGAGGAGAAGUCACCAGGUAGUACCAGCAGUGGUCUUCCUGAGAAGAGUAGAGAGGAAGAGGAGGAGACAGCAGGCAGCAGCAAGGACAGUAGCAGAGUGUCAGCCAGGAAUAGCCCUUCCCACCCCUGCAGAACCAGGAGAGGCAGCAGGUCCCAGCCAGGCUGCAGCAGCCAGGUGGUGGUGGGGAGGAGCAGCGAGGCUGGGAGGUCCAGGAGGAGCAUCGUCCCUCCCCAGCGGUUCUCCUCCUACAUCACAGAGCCCAGGAUGAUGUAUUCUGCUGCCUGUUUCUCAGAGAGGAUCUUCUCCGCCCAGAGGGCGCCAAAGGAUCGGCAACCACUCAAUGCCCCCAACACCAAUCGCACAGACUCCCCGUCCUCGGACACAGACACGGCUGAGGGGUUGGGCGAAGCAAGAGAAGAGGAAUUACCGCUGGCAUCCAGUCCUGAGGAUGUCAGUCAGGAGAGGAGGGGAGGCAGAGGCUGUAGAUCAACAGCAAGAGGUCAGAGUUCAGACCGUGAGUCACAGAGACGAGGUCAGGUGAUUCCCGUCACUGCUGCUUCCUCUGAGCAGCAGAGUCCCCCUAAACAGCGCUCCCAGAACAGGGCAGACGUUAGGCUCAGAGCAGCCAAACCUUUUGGGCGCUUACGCUCCUCCCACUCCGGCCAACAGUCCCAACCAGCGAGCCCUCAGACAGCCUCCAGGCCAGAGGUCCCCACUGGUCAGCCUCAGUACAUCAGCCCCAUCAAGCUGAUGUUUGUGUCUGCAGUAGUGGGUGAGGAGGGGGUGAGGUACACCCUGAAGGCGGCUGCACCAGGAUCCAGCUGGCAUGGACAGGAGACCUUUGACCCCUGUGAGGAGUCAUCGUGGGCUGGAAGUCCAGAGAAGACCCCAGAGAAGACUCACAAUCCACCGAAGACCAGGAGUCCACCGAAGACCAGGAGUCCCCUCCAGACCAGGAGUCCACCGAAGACCAGGAGUCCCCUCCAGACCAGGAGUCCACCCCAGACCAGGAGUCCACCCCAGACCAGGAGUCCCCUCCAGACCAGGAGUCCACCGAAGACCAGAAGUCCACCGAAGACCAGGAGUCCACCCCAGACCAGGAGUCCACCCCAGACCAGGAGUCCCCUCCAGACGAGGAGUCCACCCAAGAACACCAUAUCGUCAUCACCAAAGCUGUGUGGAACGACGAGAGGAGGAGAGGGGGGUAGCCCGCCAAAACGCUCUCCCGGGUCCCAGAACGGAGAAGGCUCGCCUCCUUUUCGUGAAACCACCCCCACAAAGCGACGUCCGGGACGUCCCAAGAAGCUGGGCCCCCAGCUGGAGAAGAGGGCCAAGAGGCCGAUCGGCCGCCCGCCCAAGCAAAGGGGUGUAGAGCUGAGCUGUGGCUCCAGGCAGGGUGGUCAGGAACAGUCCAGUGGAGUUCCUUUAGGCUGCAGCACCGGGGAGGAGGGCAACGAGGAGAGAGACCCAGCCAACAGGAACCUGAAGAUCACCGUGGUGUACGGACGCUCCCACAGGACCAAGAGGACAGUGUCGGAGGAGGCUGCUUGUCUCCAGGCUACAGAGCAGCUGAUGGAUCUGAACUUCGUCAGACCGGUGAAGGAGAAGAGGUUCGCUCCCCACGCCAGCAACAGCAGCAACAUUAUCAAGUGCCAGAAGCUGCAGUGUACCGCGGCCAUGCGUCGUCCAGGGAGACCCGCCAAGGUCAAGAUCUCCGGAAUCUCCAUUACCGUCACCACCACGUCGCCGGGGAAACGCAAGAUCCACAUGAACCGGGACAGGAAAUCUCCGGAGAAGCUCUGUCAGCGGAAAGCCCUCCUUCCUGAACCCCAGCCUUCCAAAGAGCCCAGGAAAAUCAGCAGCACGCCGACUAGCGAGGACGCCUCUCGGAUGCAGAUAGAGAGAACGACAGAGUCCAAGGAUGGAGCGAUGGAGCGACAGACCCAGACUCCGCCUGUGUUGGCAGUGCGUCACUCUGUGAGAGUGAGGAAGCCUUCAGUGUACCUGCUUCACUCUGUAGCCACCUCCACCUCUAGGUCCCUGAGCCACAGUACCGCCCUGCUGCGCCGAUCCAGACAGCUACUGAUCAACAGGGCCAGCAGCAAGGGCAGCCAUCGCAAGAGGAAGGAGGAGGGAGGAGAGGACACCCCAGGGCGGGAGGAGCUGCUGUCCGGGAGGGAGGAGAGUAGGAGCGAGGGAAGAGGAGGGGUGUUGUGUGAGGACCUGAGCCAGGUAGCGGGGGUUUCGGUAGACUCCAUUUUCCCGGCCAGCUCCAGCGAGGCGUUGAGGUGGUGGCCCGUCUCCUCCGACCAGGACAGCCUGAACCAAGAGCUGGCUCGCAGGAUCCGCCUCAUAUCCCAAAGCUGGGUCGCUGCUGCUACCACCCACACCACCAGGACGGGGACGAUCAUGUCCGCCAAGCAGAGACUCGACGACGACUCUUUGUCCUCCUGGAAGCCAGAGGUUGGGUCGGCAGUGCGGCUGCUGUUUGACCGGCGCUGCAGCGUGGAGAGGCUGGCCUCCUGGUUCAUGCAGACCACUGAGACUCAGUCUCUGGGCAUUGUGAAAAAGACCAGCUCCCGAAACCCCUAUGAGCUCCUGCACUACCCCCGGAACGCCAGCAGGGAGAGCGUCUUUCCCAGCCCGCAGACCAUGCGACUACGCAAACACAUCAAGAAGUUUGCCAAAGCUGUGCCGAAGAGCCCCGCCCAGCUCCGUCUGGCCCAGGAACGGCUCCGACGUGGAAGAGAGCUGAAUGCCAGGCGGCGUCUGUUCACUGCGAGGCCGGCGUCUGGCGGGCUGCGUCUCAGAGCUCCUUGGAGGAAGGUCAGGGCCCUCGGGACGUACAGAACCACUCUGCUCAGAGUCAGAGAAAAGUUCCUCACCUGGACCCUCAGAGCCAAGCAGCCCAACAGGCUGAUCUGGAGGAGAAGCCUGGUGGAGGAAGGCAACUCACCUCACCAGGUUUGGCCUUCUGCUCAGAUCAGGGAGGAGCUCACCAGGUCUCCACAUCACCACUGUCUACCUGCCUCCUCAGAGACCAGUCAUCCCUGCAGCCCCGACCAGCUGACAGGCCUCACCAAACAGCAGCGUCUCAGCUCUAAAGCCUGGAGUCCAGAGAGACUGAAGGAGUGUUGCGUGUUCCUCAAGAAGAUCAACUCUCCCGACACAGAGUCCACCGUUGAGAAGGAGUGGGACGUCUGCACCGUCAAUCUAGACGACACAUACUGCCCCGACGAGACCAGACAGGAGGAGAGGAGCGGAGAGGACGACAAAGCUGUGAAAACGGAGAGAAGGAAGAGGAGAGUUCCCUGGAAGGAGUCUAGCGGCUCGCCGCAGGAGGUGAUGGUUCAGGAGCACAACCAGGUCCGAGCCGGGAACAGGAGAGGCAAACAGAAAAAUUCAGGGAAGGCCACGAGCCAAUCACCGACCCCGCCGCCAGCGAAAGCCACGAGCCAAUCCCCGACCCAGCCGCCAGCGAAAGCCACGAGCCAAUCACCGACCCCGCCGCCAGCGAAAGCCACGAGCCAAUCACCGACCAGGCCGCCAGCGGAAGCCACGAGCCAAUCACCGACCCCGCCGCCAGCGAAAGCCACGAGCCAAUCACCGACCCCGCCGCCAACGAAAGUCAUGAGAAAAUCGCGUGGGAGGGGCCUGACCGGGCCGCGCUGGCGUGACUUUAUACUGGGAACCUGACUGUCCUCCGUCCCGUCCCCACGGUGACUGUGUUGUAACUGUAUUGGCGGGACGCUCCUCCCUCCGUCUCCACGGUGACUGCGUGUAAACAACUCGGUGCCUUCAGACUGCCCCUUGGCAUUAUGUAGCAGAAGGAAAAGUUUAACCAGAAGAAGCUUACCAUUGCACUAUUUUUAAACUAUUCAGCCCCCACCCCCCCAAACACACACUGCUUUAAAAAAACCAAACUGUGUUUGUACAGAAUGUUUGUUUUUAAAACUUUGACACACCUUUCUUCUGCCUUGUCUGAUACAACUACCAACCCAUCAAGUUCUGUUGUAAUGAGCCUGGAGGUCCGUUUGGGAGAGUACACAUUCAAACCCUGCGUCUACAAUGGCACCCUAUUCCCUAUAUGUAGGGCACUAUUUUAGACCAGAGCUCUAUGGCACCCUAUUCCCUAUAUAUAGGGCACUAUUUUAGAUUAGAGCCCUAUGGCACCCUAUUCCCUAUAUAGUGCACUACUUUAUACCACAGCCCUAUGGCACCCUAUUCCCUAUAUAGUGCACUACUUUAUACCACAGCCCUAUGGCACCCUAUUCCCUAUAUAGUGCACUACUUUAUACCACAUCCCUAUGGCACCCUAUUCCCUAUAUAGUGCACUACUUUAGGCCAGAGCCCUAUGGCACCCUAUUCCCUAUAUAGUGCACUACUUUAGACCUGAACAUUAUAUGGCCCUGGUCUAAAAUAGUGCCCUAUAUAUAGGGAAUAGGGUGCCAUAGGGCUCUGGUCUAAAAUAGUGCCCUAUAUAUAGGGAAUAGGGUUCCAUAGGGCUGUGGUCUAACAUAGUGCCCUAUAUAUAGGGAAUAGGGUGCCAUAGGGCUCUGGUCUAAAAUAGUGCCCUAUAUAUAGGGAAUAGGGUGCCAUAGGGCUGUGGUAUAAAGUAGUGCACUAUAUAGGGAAUAGGGUGCCAUAGGGCUGUGGUAUAAAGUAGUGCACUAUAUAGGGAAUAGGGUUCCCUUUGGGUCUGAUUCUCUCCUCCAUGAUGUGUGCACUUCCCCUCGUGGAUUUAUAAACAUUAUAGAUGUAAACAUUAGUUUGGGAGGGAGUUUCACCUUCAGCUUGGGAGGGAGGGAGUUUCACCUUCAGCUUGGGAGGGAGGGAGUUUCACCUUCAGCUUGGGAGGGAGUUUCACCAUAUUACCUAACACUAGUCCACGUUAGAUCCAUGAGGGAGGGACAGUUCAGUGUGGUAGGUGGCAGAACUGAACUAGGUUUUUAGUAUGCCACGGCAGCCAUUUUGUAAUGUGUGUCGGCUGCAUUAAAGAAGCAACACCACGAUCCCCUCUCCCCCCUCCAAAACAACAUGCCUCACGAUCUAACGGCUCAACCAGCAGACUGGAGCUGGACCGCCGCGGCCCCGAUGACAACAUACACCCCCCCAUAGUGUCAAACUCAUUCCACUGGAGGGGUCGAGUGUCUGUGGGUUUUCGUUCCUGAUUUAAUUGAAUUAAAAAGGUCACUAAUUUGUAAGGAACUCCCCCCUCACCUGGUUGUCGAGGUCUUUAAUUGAAAGGGGAAAAGCCAGCUGUCACUAGGGCCCUGCUUGGAAUCAGUUUGACCCCCCCCCCCCUGCCCUAUUUAGUGCCCUACCAGAGCCACUCCGGUCAAGAGUAGUGCACAAGGUGCUAUUUGUGACUUAAACCCUACUUACUUCAUAUCGACUCUGUCCAGAAGCUACGGGCUCAUCUCGAAGGACACCGUACACCCGACGUAGCACACGACUCUGGGCCGUUGCGUGGUGAAGAGGACGUGACGCAGGAUGUCUUUCAGUACGGCCCGGGAUCCGGGGACCACCUUCUAGUGUGACGUUUUAAAGCUAAUGUGAUCUCUGCUAACGGGGAACGUUGCCUUGAAGCCUUCUGUCUUCUAAACAAUGUUGUCGUUGUUGUUGUUGGGCUUUUCUGUCUGUUCUUUGGUUUCUUAGUUUUCACCCAGAGCAUUAAUGAAUUAAACAUGUGAAUGAAAUCAGA
Molecule: messenger RNA, 8287 nt
Organism: Oncorhynchus kisutch (coho salmon)
Lineage: Eukaryota; Metazoa; Chordata; Actinopteri; Salmoniformes; Salmonidae
Exons: 9
Coding region: 511-6279 (1922 amino acids)
Biological process (GO): regulation of transcription by RNA polymerase II
Cellular component (GO): nucleus
Source: RefSeq, a predicted model, not a curated record